GAAAACUCUCAAAAAUCACGAGUAGAAGCAUUUGAACUAUAAAAAAAAGUAGAAGCAUUUGAAAGAGGGAGAAAAAAAAGAAAAAGAAAUAAUGGCAGAUAAAGGAAGAGGAAUGAUAGUGUGUGAUAAUAGGUGUGGCUGCACAGUUCCAUGCACCGGUGGUUCCACUUGCAGGUGCAAAAGUAGUGGUGAGAGUGGUGGCAAUCACUCGACAUGUUCAUGUGGAGAGCACUGUGAGUGUAACCCAUGUAACUGUCCCAGCACUGUUGCUGCUGGCACUGGUUGCAGAUGUAACGCAACCACCUGCACUUGUGCCUCCUGCCGCACUUGAGUCAUGAUGAUGAGUUUGUGUGUUAAACAGGCAUAACUACAUGUUAUGUUUAUGUUUGGUUUUGUUGUUGUAUUUGAAAAUAAAAAUCAAGCAUGAAUAAAAAUAGGGUUGAUUUGACUGUCUUGUCUUUUUGAAGUUAAUACACAUUAAUAAUGCUUUAUCAAUCAAAAGCAUUGAUAAAGUUUUUGGUAAUUUCCAUAAUCAUGUACCGGUUAAUUAAAAUAAAACCGUUAUAGUUCACUUUCUCA
Molecule: messenger RNA, 579 nt
Organism: Cicer arietinum (chickpea)
Lineage: Eukaryota; Viridiplantae; Streptophyta; Magnoliopsida; Fabales; Fabaceae
Product: metallothionein-like protein 4B
Molecular function (GO): zinc ion binding
Source: RefSeq, a predicted model, not a curated record